CCAGUCAGAGGGUCAGACAGGCAGACACAGCACAGUCAGUCAUCACGACAGUCAUCCAGUCCAACAACCAGGCCAGUCAGCCUGAGUGAUUGUGGACCAGUCAGUCAGUUGAACUCAAAGGGGCUGGGAUGAUUACCUGGUUGAGGAGACAUAACGAUGCCUGAUAGGAUAAUGACCAGCGAACACCCGGCUAACACAGAAGGAACACGCUCUCAGGAGAAGGGUCCGGGGGCGGGGCUAGCAGGCGAGGAGGAGGAGUCUGCCAGUGAUGAGGAGGACCUGCCGGUGGUGGAGACGCCCUCCAGCUGUUACAUCAGCAGCCUGGCCAUCAGUGGCAGCUACAUCCAGGAGCCCUCCCACCCCAACGUCCCCACCUCCCAAACCCCCCUCCCCGACUCCCACACCUCCGGCUCCAACCUGCCCCCUGCCCCCCAUGUCUCCACCGGUUCCCCCCUGGCCUCCUACCCCCGCCUUCCCGCCCUGGUCCCCCCAGUCGUCCCGCUGGCCCAGAGACAUCACCCCGGCACGGCCCCCGCCAUCAUCAAGGUCCAGCCCUUCAUCCACGGGGACAGUGCUGUUUUCUCUUCCCUUGUGGAGACAAAGUCGUUGCGAGGUUACGUAGUGCACCACUGGAGGGCGCUGUUAGUGCUGCUGGGACUGGUCUUGGCACUGAUCCUGAUCCUGGGGAUAGGACUGGGAGUGGGACUGGGCUGUUCUGGGAAGUUCCGCUGUACCUCCUCCCAGGUGUGUGUGCACCAGAGCUCCCUCUGUGACGCGGUCAAAGAUUGUCCUCAUGGAGACGAUGAGCUCAACUGUGUGCGUGUGAGUGGGCGUGGUUCAGUGCUCCAGGUCUGCAGUAAGGGGGCGUGGUGGACUGUGUGUUCUACAGGUGGAAACUCCUCCUCCCUGGGACACGCUGCCUGCAGACAGCUGGGAUACGACAGUUACAGCAGCUACAGUUCCCUCCCCCUCUCCUCUGUGGAACCCUUCCUCCAGACUGGCCUGGUAUUGGUCAACCUCAACCUGCUCACCCUCCAACCCUCCAUCAGCAUCCAGAACCCCACCCUCCUCAGUAAGACCCAAUGCAGUUCUGGAAAUGUGACCACACUUAGCUGCCUGGAUUGUAGUCUCAGGCCCAGGCUAGAGUCUCGUAUUGUCGGGGGGGCAGCGUCCCCCCCUGGACACCUCCCCUGGAUGGCCAGCCUGCACCACAAGCACACACCCACCUGUGGGGCAGCGGUCAUCACACACACCUGGAUACUGACUGCUGCUCACUGUGUCUAUGGAUUUGAUGACCCCGGACAGUGGGUGGUGUAUGUUGGAUUGACAGCCCAGCCAAUUAAUGGAGCGGGGUCUCUCUCUGUGAAGAGGAUAGUCUAUCAUGCCCUCUACCGCCCCCGCAGGACAGAGUAUGACAUUGCACUCAUCAGGCUGGAGCAACCCCUCAGCUUCAACGGCCUGGUGAAGCCCAUCUGUCUGCCCAAUCACGGUGAGCAGUUAGAGGAGGGGCGAAGCUGCCAGAUCUCUGGCUGGGGGGCCACACAGAUUGGAGGGGAGCCCAGCGUGCUGCUCCAGUCUGCCCAGGUACAGGUGCUCUCCAGCACGCUGUGUGAAGCCCCCUCCUCCCCCUGGAGCCUCUGUGCCGGACAUACACCAACCGGACCACACUCCUGCCUGGGGGACAACGGGGGUCCGCUGGCCUGUGAGGGGGAGUCUGUGUGGAAGGUGUGGGGGGUGUUAGGCUGGAGCUAUGGCUGUGGAGAGAACAGAACAGGAGAGCUAUACACACAGGUGCUGUAUGCCCUACCCUGGAUACACACCUUCAUGGAGGGAUAAGUGACAGGGGACCUGAAGUCCAGUUGACACGUUCUCUACAGACCGACAGGAUGUUGAGGAUGUACGUUACCAAAGCAACACGUCUCACCUGGGACAUAGUGUUACUGAUGCAGACAUACAUGGAUGUCAGCGUGUGUGUUUAUCAGGCCAUCACCAUGACUAACUGAUAGUGGCUGUUUGUACAGAACCAGGAAGUAA
Messenger RNA from Osmerus eperlanus (European smelt), 2034 nucleotides. It is a transcript of the gene tmprss3b, whose product is annotated as transmembrane serine protease 3b. Bases 157 to 1836 code for a protein of 559 amino acids. Gene Ontology annotation, cellular component: membrane. Gene Ontology annotation, molecular function: protein binding; serine-type endopeptidase activity. Gene Ontology annotation, biological process: proteolysis. Lineage: Eukaryota; Metazoa; Chordata; Actinopteri; Osmeriformes; Osmeridae. The transcript has 13 exons. The record is from RefSeq and is a predicted model, not a curated record.